Molecule: messenger RNA, 1766 nt
Organism: Populus trichocarpa (black cottonwood)
Lineage: Eukaryota; Viridiplantae; Streptophyta; Magnoliopsida; Malpighiales; Salicaceae
Product: polyadenylate-binding protein RBP47
Exons: 6
Coding region: 144-1466 (440 amino acids)
Cellular component (GO): cytosol
Molecular function (GO): mRNA binding
Source: RefSeq, a predicted model, not a curated record
ACCGACCCUCUUACCUCCUCUUUUAGCCUCCCACUCCUCUAAUCUCCCCUCUCUCUCUCUCUAAAAAUAACCAAAAAAACAAGUUACUUACUUGGAGAGUAGUGGAAGGAGAGGAGGAGAUUGUCUAAUUUAUUCAGAUCAAGAUGCAGCAAAGCAACGGUCCUGAUCAAAACCCAUCUCCACAACACCAACCCCAUCAUCCCCAUCAACAACAGUGGGUCCCACACAUGCAGCAGCAGCAGCAACAGCAACAGCAGCAACAGCAACAGUGGAUGGCAGCUAUGCAGUAUCCAGCUGCUGCUAUGGUGAUGAUGCAGCAGCAGAUGAUGAUGUAUCCUCAACAACAACAUCACCAUUACAUGGCUUACUAUCAUCAACAACAACAGCAGUAUCAAAAACAGCAGCAGCAGUAUCAUCAAAAGCAGCAGAAACAACUACAACAACAGGGAUCUAAUGAGGAGGCUAAAACUGUAUGGGUUGGUGACUUGCUUCAUUGGAUGGACGAGACCUACUUGCAUAAUUGCUUCUCUCAUACUGGAGAGGUUUCUUCAGUAAAGAUUAUUCGCAAUAAGCAAACUGGUCAGCUGGAAGGGUAUGGAUUCGUUGAGUUUUAUUCACAUGCAGCAGCUGAGAAAGUCUUGCAGAGCUAUAGUGGCUCUAUGAUGCCAAAUACAGAUCAACCUUUUCGUCUCAACUGGGCAAGUUUUGCAGGUGAAAGGCGAGCUGAUGCUGGUUCUGAUCUGUCUAUAUUUGUCGGAGAUUUGGCUGCGGACGUGACUGAUGCAAUGUUACAGGAAACCUUUGCUACCAAAUAUGCAUCUGUCAAGGGAGCAAAGGUUGUCGCUGAUUCUAAUACUGGCCGUUCAAAAGGUUAUGGUUUUGUUAGGUUUGGGGAUGAAAAUGAGAAGACAAGGGCCAUAACUGAGAUGAAUGGUGCUUACUGCUCAAGUAGGCCUAUGCGGAUAGGUGUUGCCACCCCUAAAAAGCCAUCUGCAUAUCAACAGCAGUAUUCUUCACAAGCUUUAGUAUUAGCUGGUGGACAUGCAUCAAAUGGUACAAUGGCACAAGGAUCACAAUCUGAUGGGGACUCUAACAAUACAACUAUAUUUGUGGGAGGAAUUGACUCUGAUGUCACUGAUGAGGAUCUCAGGCAGCCGUUUUCCCAAUUCGGUGAAGUUGUUUCUGUGAAAAUGCCAACUGGAAAAGGAUGUGCAUUUGUACAAUUUGCUAAUAGAAAGAAUGCGGAGGAUGCACUGCAGAGUUUGAAUGGAACAACAAUUGGCAAGCAAACAGUUCGCCUUUCCUGGGGUCGCACUCCAGCAAACAAGCAGUGGAGAGGGGAUCAUGGUAAUCAAUGGCACGGGGCAUAUUUUGGAGGGCAAGGCUAUGCCGGGUAUGGAUAUGCUAUGCCACCAAAUCAGGACCCAGGCAUGUACGUUGCAGCUGCAGCUUCUGGGGCUUCUUAACUUGGGCACGAGGAUGGCGAACGGCUUGCAAUCUGAAUUAGCAGGACAGGCUUUAAAUAUAGUCAUCAAAAACCAUGAUUAAAGUAGGAUGGCUCUGGCCAUAUAUUUGUACUUCGUGAGAGUUUUGUAGCGUGAUUGAAUCUUUAUUUCAUGGACAUGUAUUAGGGUUUGUAACAAUAUUUACUAGAAUUUUGAAAUCUGCUUGAAAAGACUAGUUAAUGGGCGGGAUGUUAUUUAUUUGUUUAGACUUUCAAGUCUAGACAAACAAUGAUGACAAGGACAAAAUCAAGCUUUUGAAUA